Daphnia pulex (common water flea) is the source of this 1607-nucleotide messenger RNA. RefSeq names its product pollen-specific leucine-rich repeat extensin-like protein 2. Gene Ontology annotation, biological process: mRNA processing. The transcript is spliced from 6 exons. The coding region runs from base 277 to 1389 and encodes 370 amino acids. NCBI's taxonomy places the organism in Eukaryota, Metazoa, Arthropoda, Branchiopoda, Diplostraca, Daphniidae. The record is from RefSeq and is a predicted model, not a curated record. Gene Ontology annotation, cellular component: nucleus. Gene Ontology annotation, molecular function: RNA binding.
GAAGUACACUGUUUCUUCUUCAAAUUAAUAAACAUAGCACUUUUUAGUUUUUACAUUUGAAAUUUGAAACAUUGAUACUUACAACCGUUGAAUUCAAUCUUUGACUAUAUGGUUGAACUUUCUGUUUUCAACAGAAUUUGUAUCUGACAUUCUGAGUGUCAAAUUUACUUAAACGAAAAAAGCCGAGUGUCUCCAAAUUACGACCUUUUUCUGUUCUUCUAAGUGUUGAGCCCUGAACUCCUCAUUCUUGCUACACAGACUUGCCUAACAUUGAAAAUGAUGAUUGAAAAUCCAGAGGCCCUGAAGUUGUGGCUCACAGCUGCCCUAGCCCCAUUGUGUGAUGCAGAUCCUGUAGUCCUUGCCAAGCAUGUGCUUGCCCUGCUAAACAAGGAAAACCCAGAGUCUGAGCUGCGUGGAGCCAUGUGUGAGGAGCUUGAUGUAUUCCUUCAACAAGAGACAAAAGGGUUUGUCGACCAAUUAUUCGUCACCUUGGAAACCAAAUCGUACCUGCACUUAAACCCUGAGCAUCCGUCGGACAAUGUCCGGACUGCCCGUAGGUCCCGGGAUCAUGCAACGAUCGGAUCUAGCAACAGUAGAAACGAUCGCAGUCGAUCACCGUUGAGACGUCCGUCUCCUCGUCCCCCUGUCGUGGCUCCCGGAUUUGAUUUGCCGCCGGUCGGAGCCCCUGCCCAAGCAUUGAUCGUCCCUCCUCCACCCUGGUUCCAACGGGUUCAGUGCGCCCAUUUCAGAGAUCAUAGUAGAUGCCCGAGGGGCAAUCUCUGCCCGUAUGUCACCGCUCCAUACCAGCGGGAUGAGGAUUUAUGGGAAUCAUUGGACAUGCCUGGAAGAGAUCCACCACAAAAUCCUCAGCAGCCCCCCCUGGGCAACUACCAGCCGCCACCGCCAGGCAGCCCGCCAGUUGUUCCUACUCCCGAGACGGAAUUCCCUGAUGAUCAAGUAGAGCACAUGUUCGACCAGAACGCCACCAUUAAGGAAACGGAUGAAGACGAAGAUGAUCUUGCUUCGGAAAUGAUCAACGUCGAGCCAGCCACGCCCACUGAAGAGGAGGGAAACAACAACGGCCAGUCAACUGACGGACUGUCUGGCACUCAGAUCAUCGUGACGGCAUCGACCCCCAUGGUUGAAAACGAAUGUUUUGACCCGACAGAUGAAAAGACAUCCGACGUCAAGGAAAACGGAAUGGAACAAGAAUUUGGCGAAGAGAUGGAACCGCCUCCGCCACCAGCACCGGAGCCAUCAACAACCGAAACGUCGUCAUCAUCACUAGACCAACCGUUGCCGCCGCCAGCACCAAUCGCUGACGAGACUGUGGUCAGCAAAGGAUUCUUCGACGAGUUUGUCCAACUGGAAACGGCCAAGGAAUCUUAGAAGAGAAGAACCCUCAUUAUCUGUAUGGGCCCUCAUGCAUUUCAACUGCUGCUCAUUGAGCAAUAAUUGUUUCUAAAUUCCUCCCCAAUAACCUUUGUGAAAAUUUCAUAGAAGCUUGUCAAAAUAUCUUUUACGUGUUCAAGGCAUUUGUCAAACAUUUGCCCUUAGUCUGGAUGAUGAUCUCAUUCUAAUAGUCCAAGCAGUCGAGUCCAUGUCGU